This is a messenger RNA of Salarias fasciatus (jewelled blenny), 4427 nucleotides long. It is a transcript of the gene rasgrf2b, whose product is annotated as Ras protein-specific guanine nucleotide-releasing factor 2b. The transcript is spliced from 29 exons. The coding region runs from base 369 to 4274 and encodes 1301 amino acids. The record is from RefSeq and is a predicted model, not a curated record. Lineage: Eukaryota; Metazoa; Chordata; Actinopteri; Blenniiformes; Blenniidae. Gene Ontology annotation, molecular function: guanyl-nucleotide exchange factor activity. Gene Ontology annotation, cellular component: plasma membrane. Gene Ontology annotation, biological process: Ras protein signal transduction.
AAAGCCGAUUACCGCGCAUCGGGUCUGUGCGUCUAUCACCGCCUGUCCACUUGAGGGUUCUCCCCUCUGUGCACGGCACGCUUCUCACCUUCCCCUUUUCCCUCUUUAUUUUGUUUUUCUUUUAGUAGUUUAGAGAAGCGCAGCAUGGAUUUUUUCUAGUGCAUGUCGGACUUGGACAUCCUUCGCUAUGAGUUCCUGUGCAGAUGCGCUUCCAUCAGCGCGGCAACUUUUCCGCGCGCCUUGGCGCCGCUGAGCCGAGCGCGUCUCUCGGUGGGAAAGUUUACACGCAAGCCCCGUUGAACAUGAGCUCCCGGUGAAAAGCCCCGGUUGUCCCACUUUUGUCUCGCUUCAGAAACCGCACGGCAAAAAUGCAGAAGAGCGUUCGUUACAACGAAGGGCACGCGUUAUUUCUGUCGGCCGUCGCGCGUAAAGAAGGGACCAAGCGCGGCUACCUGAGCAAGAAGACGACGGAGAACAGCCGAUGGCACGAGAAGUUCUUCGCCCUUUACCAGAAUAUACUCUUCUACUUCGAGAACGAGCAGAGCGCGCGACCUGCUGGGAUUUACCUGUUGGAAGGAUGCACCUGCGAGCGCGCCCCGGCGCCCAAGAUGUCCACCACUGGAAAGGAAGCGAUGGAGAAACAGCAUUACUUUCUCAUCGUGUUUGGUCAUGAUGGGCAGAAGCCUCUGGAGCUGCGGACUGAGGAGGAGACUGAGUGCGAUGAAUGGGUGGAAGCCAUCCAGCAGGCCAGCUACUCGGAUAUCAUCAUCGAGCGAGAGGUGCUGAUGCAGAAGUACAUCCACCUCGUGCAGAUCGUGGAGACGGAGAAGGUGGCGGCCAAUCAGCUGCGAACUCAGCUGGAGGAUCAGGACACUGAAAUCGAGAGGCUCAAAGCAGAGAUCGUAGCUCUGAACAAAACUAAGGAGCGAAUGCGGCCGUACCACGUCUACCAUGAAACCGAAGACCCGGAUAUCAAAAAGAUCAAAAAGGUGCAGAGUUUCAUGCGAGGCUGGCUGUGUCGCAGGAAGUGGAAGAUCAUCGUUCAGGACUACAUCUGCUCCCCUCACGCUGAGAGCAUGAGGAAGAGGAACCAGAUUGUCUUCAACAUGGUGGAAGCAGAGACAGAGUACGUCCACCAGCUCUACAUCCUGGUCAACUGUUUUCUCAGACCGCUCAGGAUGGCAGCCAGCUCCAAGAAACCUCCCAUCAGCCACGACGACGUCAGCAGCAUCUUCCUCAACAGUGAGACCAUCAUGUUUCUACAUGAGAUCUUCCACCAGGGUUUGAAGGCCAGGAUAGCCAACUGGCCAACGCUGGUGCUGGCUGAUCUAUUUGACAUCCUGCUUCCAAUGCUGAACAUCUACCAGGAGUUUGUGCGAAACCAUCAGUACAGCCUGCAAGUUUUGGCCAACUGCAAGCAGAACAGAGACUUCGACAAGCUGCUCAAGCAGUACGAGUCCAACGCCGCCUGUGAGGGAAGGAUGCUGGAGACCUUCCUGACAUAUCCCAUGUUCCAGAUUCCUCGUUACAUCAUUACCCUGCAUGAACUGUUGGCCCACACGCCCCACGAGCACGUGGAGCGGAAGAGUCUUGAAUUUGCCAAAUCCAAACUGGAGGAAUUGUCCAGAGUGAUGCACGAUGAGGUGAGCGACACAGAAAACAUCCGGAAGAACUUGGCCAUAGAGAGGAUGAUCGUGGAAGGCUGUGACAUUCUGCUGGACACCAGCCAGACCUUCGUCAGGCAGGGCUCGCUGAUCCAGCUGCCGUCAGUGGAGAGAGGCAAGCUGAGUAAGGUCCGUCUUGGCUCUCUCUCUCUGAAGAAAGAAGGGGAACGACAGUGCUUUCUCUUCACCAAGCACUUCCUUGUCUGCACGCGAAGCUCUGGUGGGAAAUUGCACCUUCUUAAGCAAGGUGGUGUUUUGUCUCUAAUUGACUGCACUCUUAUAGAAGAACCGGAUGCCAACGAUGAGGAGUCUAAAUCUGGUGGUCAGGUGUUUGGUCAACUGGAUUUUAAGCUCGUAGUCGAGCCCUCAGACUCCCCCUCGUUCACUGUGGUAUUAUUGGCGCCAUCUCGCCAGGAGAAGGCUGCGUGGACCAGUGAUAUCAGCCAGUGCAUAGACAAUAUUCGCUGUAAUGGCCUGAUGACCAGUGUGUUUGAGGAAAACUCUAAAGUCACUGUGCCUUACAUGAUUAAAUCCGAUGUGCGUCUCCAUAAAGAUGAUGUUGACAUUUGCUUCAGCAAGACGCUCAACUCCUGCAAGGUCCCCCAGAUCCGCUACGCCAGCGUGGAGCGGCUGUUGGAGAGGCUGACCGACCUGCGCUUCCUGUCCAUUGACUUCCUCAACACCUUCCUGCACACAUACAGGAUCUUCACCACAGCGAUGGUGGUCAUGGACAAACUGGCUGACAUCUACAAGAAGCCCUUCUCCUCCAUACCGAUCAGGGCGCGGUACCACUCAUUUGACCGUCUGUCCAUCUCAUCCAUCUGUCCCGACUACAAUCUGAAGAUCAAGAAGAUAGCCAUGGAUCAGUCCAAAUCCUUGGAGUUAUUUUUUGCCACCAAUCAAAACAACAGAAGUGGUGAGCACAUAAACGACAAGUCUCCUCGCCUCUGCCGCAAGUUCUCCUCUCCGCCGCCGCUGUCCAUCCCGUCCCGCACCUCCUCCCCCGUCCGAACGCGGAAGCUCUCCCUCCACUCCCCCAUCACCGGCAGGGUGGGAGGACUGGACCUGACCAGCCCCCUGUCCAACCCCACCGCCAACCACAACUCCUCCCAGUCGGCGGCCAGCAGCCCCACCUCCGCCCACACCCCCCAGACCCCGACGCCCCAGACCCCGACUCCGACCGCCACCUCCCCUCCACCGCCACCCUCCUCCACUUCCCCGCCGCCCAGCAACUCCAAGUCGCCGCAGGAGCAGGUCCCUCCCGUUCCCUCGUCCCCUGACCAGAGCCCCGGUCCGGCUGCGGAGAGCGAGGAGGUGCCCCGGAUCGACCCCUUCGGCGGGAAACUGCGGCGGAGCAUCCGCAGAACUGUGCUGGAAUCUGUGUCCCUGGAGAAAAUCAUCCCAGAAUCUCCUCAGAGCAGCGAAGCAGGGGAUAUGUCUCCAUGUCGCUCUCCUUCCACCCCUCGGCACCUCCGCUACAGACAGCCCGGAGGCCAGUCGGGGGAGAACUCCCGUUGCUCCGUCUCUCCCGCCUCAGCCUUCGCUAUAGCCACAGCAGCAGCAGGACAUGGUACCUCACCAGUGUUUACCAACUCUGAAAGAACCUGCGACAAAGAGUUCAUCAUCCGCCGAGCUGCGACUAACAGAGUUCUCAACGUGCUGCGCCACUGGGUGUCCAAACACUCCCAGGACUUUGAGAUGAACGGGGAGCUGAAGAUGUCGGUGAUCUGUCUCUUGGAGGAGGUGCUGAGAGACCCAGACCUCCUGCCUCAGGAGAGGAAAGCCACCGCCAACAUACUGAGUGGCCUUUCUCAAGAUGAGCAGGACGACGCCCAGCUGAGGAUAGAGGACAUCUUACAGAUGGCGGACUGUCCCAAGGCAGAGUGUUUUGAGUCUCUCUCUGCGAUGGAGCUGGCUGAGCAGAUCACUCUGCUGGAUCACAUCGUCUUCAGGAGCAUCCCUUAUGAAGAGUUCCUGGGUCAGGGGUGGAUGAAGGUCGACAAGACGGAGAGGACUCCCUACAUCAUGAAGACUAGCCAACAUUUUAACGAUAUGAGUAACCUGGUGGCAUCACAGAUUAUGACCCACACCGACGUGGGCUCCAGGGCCAACUCCAUCGAGAAGUGGGUUGCCGUGGCGGAUAUCUGUCGCUGUCUGAACAACUACAACGGCGUCCUGGAGAUCACGUCCGCACUCAACCGCAGUGCCAUCUACCGCUUGAAGAAGACCUGGGCGAAAGUCAGCAAACAGACGAAAGCCCUGAUGGACAAACUGCAGAAGACCGUCUCCUCCGAGGGGAGGUUUAAAAACCUGAGGGAGACGCUGAAAAACUGCAACCCUCCAUGUGUGCCAUACCUGGGAAUGUACCUGACAGAUCUGGCCUUUAUUGAAGAGGGAACCCCAAACUUCACCGAGGAUGGUCUGGUUAACUUCUCCAAAAUGAGGAUGAUAUCCCACAUCAUCAGAGAGAUCCGACAGUUCCAGCAGACGCCGUACAGAAUAGAGCAUCAAGCCAAGGUGACCCAGUACCUCCUGGAUAAGACUCUGAUCAUGGAUGAGGACACACUCUACGAUCUGUCGCUGAAGAUCGAGCCCAGGCUCCCUGCCUGAGUUCCACCUGUUUACGGCCCACUCGGGCCUGCUGAAAACGGACCACCCCCGCCCGAGGGCGAGACGCCUGCAUGAUCUCAUCAAAUCAAGAGCAAGAAAAGUUGACGGAUGAAAAAAGAGAUCUAUGGAUGAGUACGACUGAGCAAGCUUGAG